AUGUCAAAUUCGAUGUCGUGUGAGAAUACUGGAAAAAUAUCAUUGAUUUUGCCAUCUCUACGUCGAUCACAACGGAGCUCAGGUUCAGCGACUGCGCUGGUACACAGAGGUUUACGUUUGCUUUCGGUUUGCGGUACAUCGAACACAGUGCGGCUGAUAUCACCACAUGCUACACGGCUCGACAAUCGUCUGGGCAGGACACUACGUUUCCCGGGCAGUGACAUGGAUGCCACAAGACAUGAAAAGAUAUCGGAAAUUAAAAACUAUUCGCAAUCCAAUAGUUGCACAUUUUUGGUCGAUGAAUGAAGAAGCGAAUGAAGUCAUUGCAUUAUUUACUCUAUAUUUUGAUACUAAGAAUGAUUAUAUUUUGAUACUAAAAAUGAUUAUAUUUUGAUACUAGA
Drosophila persimilis is the source of this 401-nucleotide messenger RNA. RefSeq lists its product as uncharacterized. The transcript is spliced from 3 exons. Bases 1 to 306 code for a protein of 101 amino acids. The record is from RefSeq and is a predicted model, not a curated record. NCBI's taxonomy places the organism in Eukaryota, Metazoa, Arthropoda, Insecta, Diptera, Drosophilidae.